GUCAAGUCUAAGUUGUCUAUACAUGGAUCUCUAGAAUAUGGACCUGGACGUUUAGUCCACACCUACAUAGUGAGAAGAUCUACAACUGCAAGCAUGUUUUAGGUCAGAGAAAUACUUGCAGACGUUUUCUGUGGAUGCCAAAACAAAUUGAAAAGUUUCGACAAAAUGGAUUUUAACCAAUUUAUUGUGGUUGUGUUCAUGGUCACCGUGACCCCCGCACUCACCCAGCAGCUGUGCCGGCAAUCCGCUGACGUCAUAUUCGUCAUAGACGUGUCCUACUCCAUCACCCACCCCCGCUUCUACGGCUACGUCCUCCCCUUCAUCCAGAACGUCAUCUCCGACUUCGACAUCGGGCCCGCCGACAACCAGAUGCAGGUCGGUGCUGUGCUCUUCAGCGACAAAGUCCGUCUGGCAUUUCACCUGAACGACUUCCGGAACCGUCCUUCCCUCCUGCAGGCGGUCUCCGAGAUCUACUACUACGGCGGGGAGACCUUCACGCAUGAAGCGCUGGCCUACGUCAACAGCAAUAUGUUCACUUGGGAGAAUGGCGGGAGACCCAACGCGGGGAAAAUCGUCAUCCUUGUGACCGACGGACGGUCUUACAGCAGCAGUAAGACACUGGCGGAGGCGGAGACUAUCCGGAGUAACGGUGGGAUCAUCUUUGCCGUGGGGGUCGGGAUGGCAGACGAGAAGGAACUGAGGGGGAUCGCCAAUUUCCCGCCCGAACAAUACGUGUAUUACGUCAGUGAGUUUCAGUCGCUCAACAGCAUCAAGGAUGCUUUGUCAGGAAACACAUGCAUGGCAGCUCCUAUGUACAAAGAUUUCGAGAGCACUUCCCUCCUCUGGUACAACCAGCCGCCAGAGACGUUCAUGACGCCUGCACCAUUUACUGACAACCCCUUCAACCAACCACCCGUGUUUAAUGACAACCUUUUCGAGCAACCACCAGUCUACACUGACAACCCCUUUAACCAACCCCCCGUUUUGGACACUACCGGAACCAGAAGUGUCUGUAGACCGCAGGCAGCUGACGUUAUUUUCGUCAUAGACGAAUCCGAUUCUAUCGGCAUCGACACGUUCCAUCGCGAGGUACUCCCGUUCAUAGAGAACAUCGUGUCGGAAUUUGACGUCGGGCCUCUAGAAAACCAGGUCCACGUCGGCGUCGUUCUGUUUGGGGGCUGGGCCAGGGUGGGACUCAACCUUAACGCCCACCUCAACAAAACGACGCUGCUAGCUGCCAUAUCACAGCUGACCUACCAAGGCGGGACAACCAAUAUCCACAGAGCGCUCAAAGUCGUCAGAGAAAACAUGCUGACCGUGUUCAACGGAGCCAGACCCGGGGUGCCCACGUUUAUCGUGAUCCUGACAGACGGCAGAACUGUUGAAAGCAGACGUGCGGUAGAGGAGGCCGACACCCUGCGUCAGAGAGGUGCUAGAGUCAUGUCUGUAGGAGUCGCGGAGGCUGACUCCGAUCAGCUGGGGAGGAUCUCGGACAAACCCAAGAGCGAGAAUGUCUUCUACGUCUCGGGGUUCGACGCCCUGAGCGGUUUAAAAUCAGAAAUCACGUCAAGAAUCGUUGUAUGUGUGCAGGUCUUUGAGAGCUUUACCCCAUCAUAGUGGCAAUUUUGUGGACAAUGGGAGCUUAAGCUUUUUCUGGAGUUUCGGAGUUUAGCCAUGUAGUGCUAUCAGACGGGAUGCAGCAUCUUAGAUUUAUGUGUGUGUUUACCAGAUUACAAGUUUGCGCGUAGGCUCCAUCUAGUUUUGGUCUUACUUUUAGAUGGCUCGGAACUUCAAACAAAGAAACAAAGAAGUAUAACGGGUUUUAUUCACUUCAUUUAAAUAUAUGUAGCAACCGAAUUUAUUUGAUUUUUGUUAAUUAUGAAGUCGCGUUUCAAUGUAAAUUUUCAUAUGAACUAGUAAGUAAAAUUAAACAUUGAUAAUACGAUUACAAUCUUAUUUUAACUUCUUAAAGAGCAAGUAAAAUGUUUAAAUCCUGAUAAAUAUAAUGUUUACAGCUCAACGUAGACUGUCAAAAACUUUAGUCGCAAAAUAGUAUUUGUAUUUCUCAAGGUUUAAAAAAAAAUAAACUUCGUUUUUUAAAGUUUCCGAUAUUUUUACUUAU
This is a messenger RNA of Physella acuta, 2122 nucleotides long. RefSeq names its product collagen alpha-1(XIV) chain-like. The record is from RefSeq and is a predicted model, not a curated record. Lineage: Eukaryota; Metazoa; Mollusca; Gastropoda; Physidae.